Messenger RNA from Canariomyces notabilis, 1939 nucleotides. RefSeq names its product glycoside hydrolase family 13 protein. The transcript is spliced from 3 exons. The record is from RefSeq and is a predicted model, not a curated record. Gene Ontology annotation, molecular function: calcium ion binding; alpha-amylase activity. Bases 198 to 1787 code for a protein of 529 amino acids. Gene Ontology annotation, biological process: carbohydrate catabolic process. Lineage: Eukaryota; Fungi; Ascomycota; Sordariomycetes; Sordariales; Chaetomiaceae.
CGAGUCACUCGCUGAACGAAGGAACAAAAAACCAAGCCCGAAGCUUCCGAGACUGCCUUGCCUACCAGUAUUGUCUGGAACGCUGGCGUAUCUGUUGGUGUUCUGUUGUGCAUCACCCAAGGGCUUGGACGCGAGGGAAAAAAAAAGAACUCUUGAAGGGUCGUGAGACGUGAGGCGUCGACAUUUCUGGAGCCAUCAUGCGGGCCUCGGUCACGGCCGCAGCGGCGCUGGCCCUUUCGGGGCUGGCCUCAGCCGCUAACAUCACUGAAUGGAAGUCCCGAUCCAUCUACCAAGUCAUGAUUGACCGUUUUGCACUUACAGACGGGUCCACGACGGAGGAAUGCGUCGUGCAUCAGUUCUGCGGCGGCACAUGGAAGGGGCUCAUGAACAAACUGGACUACAUCCAGGAUAUGGGCUUCACCGCCAUCCAGAUCAGCCCUGUUGUCAAGAAUAUCGAGGAACACACGUCCGUGGGCGAUGCCUAUCAUGGUUAUUGGUCCCAGGACAACUACGCCCUGAACGAGCAUUUCGGCACCGAGCAGGACUUCGAAGACCUUGUGGCCGAGGUGCACAAGCGCGACAUGCUGUUGAUGCUGGAUGUCGUGGUCAACAACAUGGCCCAGGCUUUCGACAACGUUGUCCCCCCGAAGCUCGACUACUCCAAGUUCAACCCGUUCAACGACGAAAAGUACUUCCAUCCCUACUGCAACGUGACCGACUGGGAAGAUCCCGAAAACUACCAGAAUUGCUGGUUCUAUCCAUACGGUGUCGCCCUCGCCGAUCUAAACACAGAGUCGGACGCGGUUUCAGAUGAGUUGAACAGCUGGGUCAAGGGCCUCGUCGCCAACUACUCGAUCGACGGUAUCCGUAUCGAUGCCGCCAAGCACGUCAACGACGAAUUCCUCCCCAAGUUUGUUGAGGCUUCUGGCGUGUUUGCUCUGGGCGAGGUGUUGACAGGCCUGACCCAAGACAUGUGCCGGUACCAGACACUUGGGCUUCUCCCGGGUAUGCCAAACUACCUGGAGUACUACCCCUUGUUGGAGGCUUUCAAUGGCGGCACCUUUGAGAAUGUCACCAGAAUACGGGACGAAGCUGCAACCGGCUGCAACGACACGCUCGCCCUAGGAAGCUUCAUUGAGAACCACGACAUGCCUCGAUUUGCGAGUCGCACCGAAGAUCUCGCCCUUGCCAAGAAUGCCAUGACUUAUAUUCUCCUCACCGACGGCAUUCCCACGGUCUACCAGGGCCAAGAACAGCACUUCAAGGGCAACAGCACUCCUUUCAACCGAGAGCCCCUCUGGAGCUCGGGCUACAACAAGUCGGCCCCGCUCUACGUGCUGACAUCGACGCUGAACAAGCUUCGAAACAACGCCAUCAAACUCUCUUCUGAGUACAUCUCGACGCCUGCCGAGACUCUGCACACCGAUGUCAACCAUCUCUGUCUCAGGAAGGGUCCCGACGGCACCCAAAUUGUGUUUUGCGUCACAAACAAGAGCAGCAGCGGAGACAGCUACGAAAUGACGGUCGGCGGCUUCCAGCCCAAUCAAAAUGUUGUCGAGGUCCUGAGUUGCAAAACCAGCACGGCCAACGGCGUGGGCACUCUGACCAUGUACAUGGGGAAGGGCGAGCCAAAGGUGUAUGUUCCGGCUGCGGCGCUAAAGGACACGGGGAUCUGCGGCACGACAACGGCAGAUGGGCCGGUGAGCGGCGCAGCAGCCGUGCGGGGGACAGGUAGGGCCCUGCUCGCUGCCCUUGUUGUUGGAUGGGGGAUCAUGGCCCUUGCAUAACGCUAUCGAUCCUAUGCAGGAGGAUCCAGAUCGAUCUUGUGCAGAAGGAUUUGGAUCGACGCGGAGGUAAGUCGCGCGGGCAGAUCCUGAUCCUUUUGAUCCUGAUCUGUACAAUUAUGUAUGCAACACGGUGUACCUUCACUGUAUCAUGU